GCAUGGAAGCCGUAUAAAUACAGGACGCUCAGCAGCUGCCUUCAUUUCUUCUCGAGUUUCCGGUUGUUUCGCGUGUGAUUGAGUGAUUACAGCAUCAUGCCUGAGCCAGCCAAAUCCGCUCCCGCGGCCAAGAAGGGCUCCAAGAAGGCCGUCACCAAGACGCAGAAGAAGGGCGACAAGAAGCGCAAGAAGAGCCGCAAGGAGAGCUACUCCAUCUACGUCUACAAGGUGCUCAAGCAGGUCCACCCGGACACGGGCAUUUCCUCCAAGGCCAUGAGCAUCAUGAACUCCUUCGUCAACGACAUCUUCGAGCGCAUCGCGGCCGAGGCUUCCCGCCUGGCGCACUACAACAAGCGCUCCACCAUCACCUCCCGGGAGAUCCAGACCGCCGUCCGACUCCUGCUGCCCGGAGAGCUGGCCAAGCACGCCGUCUCCGAGGGCACCAAGGCCGUCACCAAGUACACCAGCUCCAAGUGAAUCUCGCCUCCUCACAUACCCAAAGGCUCUUUUAAGAGCCACCCACUUUUUCAGAAAAAGAGCU
Molecule: messenger RNA, 541 nt
Organism: Podarcis raffonei (Aeolian wall lizard)
Lineage: Eukaryota; Metazoa; Chordata; Lepidosauria; Squamata; Lacertidae
Product: histone H2B 1/2/3/4/6-like
Exons: 1
Coding region: 97-477 (126 amino acids)
Cellular component (GO): nucleosome
Molecular function (GO): structural constituent of chromatin; DNA binding; protein heterodimerization activity
Source: RefSeq, a predicted model, not a curated record